Molecule: messenger RNA, 1416 nt
Organism: Funneliformis caledonium
Lineage: Eukaryota; Fungi; Glomeromycota; Glomeromycetes; Glomerales; Glomeraceae
Source: the annotation of a GenBank genome assembly
AUGCAGGGACUGAUUAAAGAAAUGGUUAGGAAUGCUUCACGAAAUCAUCGAAUCCAUCGUACAAAAUUCGAUCUUUUCAGAAAUAAAUCCACGUUGAUGGGUGCUUUCGCUCCUUCUCGAUCAAGAAUGUACGCUCAACCUCAUGAUUUCAACAUCUUACGAGAUGAUAUGGAACAUGACACCUCACUUCCCACUUUCAUGGUUGGAUAUAAAAAUGGAUUUUUACCGAGACAGGAACCGCUUGCCAGAUUACCAGAACGAUUUUAUGCCCUUGAAUAUUUAUUACAAAACAUGCCAAUUCAUUUACCAAACGGUGAAGGCGGUUUAUUGUCAAAAGGUCAAUUAGGUGAAGCUGUAAAAGAUUUGCCGCAGUACGACGUUUCUGAUAUUAAUGAUCAGAGGUUGCUUUCUGCUUUAUUUAGAGAUUAUACUUUCUUGACCUCGGCAUACCUCCUUGAACCAUGCGAUAUUAUGUAUCGAGAAAAGAAAGAUUAUGGCCUCGGACGUAGCGUUCUACCAAAAAAUAUUGCGAUACCUUUAGCAACGCUAGUCCGUGCAUUUGCUGGAACACCAUCAGAACAUGGGUUCAUCUUGGUGCACGUUGCUAUGGUAGCACAUUCAGGAAAUUUGGUGAAACAUGCGACGGAAACACUUGAAGCAACUCAGGAACAAGAUCGCGUUAAAUUUAAUAAUGCGUUAAAGCAUUUGAAUGAUACCAUGACUCUAAUUAAUCAAGAGAUGGAUACGAUGUGGGAACGUUCAAAUUCGAUGGAUUAUUUGAAAUUUCGGACAUUUAUCAUGGGUUCGAAAAACCAACCAAUGUUUCCAAAUGGUGUGGUUUAUGAAGGUGUAAGUGAAAAACCAUUAUUCUAUCGAGGAGAAUCCGGAGCAAAUGAUUCGAUGAUUCCGUGUAUGGACAAUCUCUUGCAAAUAACUUCGAAAUUACCAAAUAAUCCUUUAACUGAAAUGUUAAAAGAUUUUAGAAGAUAUCGUCCUACGAAUCAUAAGGAAUUUUUAGAAUUUGUACAAAAAAAGGCUGAAGAAUUGAACGUUCGUGGGUUUGCUAUUCACGAUGCAAAUAGCACCGCGUUAUAUCUGGCAAAUAUGGAUCAAAUCCGAGCGUUUCGUCAUAGACAUUGGAACUUUACGAAAGAAUACAUAAUAAAAAACACUAUGCAUCCGGUAGCGACAGGCGGCUCACCUAUCGUAACGUGGUUACCGAAUCAACUUGGGACGAUAUUAGAUCAAAUGAGUAAAGUGGGUCAGACCAUCAACUAUAAUGAAUUAACACCUGAGAAUAAAAUUAUCGUAGAUGAGAUUAUUAAUAGGGUUGAUUCACAAGAGAGAGUGUUAAAACGUGAAGUUGAAUUCUUGAAACAGAAAUUUGGUUCUAAUCAAGAUAGAGUCGUUGUUUAG